Baudoinia panamericana UAMH 10762 is the source of this 1315-nucleotide messenger RNA. RefSeq lists its product as uncharacterized. Lineage: Eukaryota; Fungi; Ascomycota; Dothideomycetes; Mycosphaerellales; Teratosphaeriaceae. The transcript has 4 exons. The record is from RefSeq and is a predicted model, not a curated record. Bases 297 to 977 code for a protein of 226 amino acids.
UGCACCUUCGGCUCCAUCUACCUGCGCGAAUGUGACCUGUAACCCGCUCCAAAUGGCGACUAAGCUGCUGGGAGUGCUACUUUGGACAUAGCUAAAGGCCAUAGCUCCCAAAUUUAUUCGCCUCUUCGGCUUACGGGAUGGACGGUUUCUCAACGGUCAACCAGCCUAGAGCGUCGGUGGCAGACAAACACGCAACGCAAGGAAAAUCGCUUCCUUCGGCCUCCGGGUAUAUAUUAAUAGAGACGAGUCCGCUUUUCACGAAGCUUACGAAAAACAUUACGAAAAGUACGGCCACAAUGCAGACCAUCACCGCCAUCUCUCUCGCUGCGGCGGCACUGGUCGCCUCCGUAACCGCCCAGCAAGUGUACACCAUCAACCCCAACUCGGUAGCAAACACCACCCGUCAAGCUUGGUGCACAUCUCAGCUAUCUCAAUGCCCGAUCAUCUGCUCCCAAACCUCGGCCAACAGCGCCGCCACCCUCGCCAACACCUGCGAUUGGAUGUCUCUCACCUACGCCUGCGUGUGUGCCAACGGUCUUAGCCCGAACGUGAGCGAGUACACGCAGACAAUGCCCUACUUCGUCUGCACGGAGUGGGGCAACCAAUGUUCGAGCAACUGCGGCUCCAACAACCAGUGCGCUUCGGACUGCCGGUCACAGCACCCGUGUGGUGCCCAGAACCCUACAAGAGUCAAUACCAGCACCAUCAGCACCAGCACUACGAUGAGUGGGUCGGCGGCAAGGAGCUUGGGUGGAUCGUCAGCGACGACAACUGGAGGGCAGAGCGGGACUGUGUACACUGGUUUGGUGGGCGCGAGUAGCACUGCCAGCAGUGGUGGCUCCGCCGCCGCUGCUGCUUCCGCCUCGCAGCGGGCUGGUGCGGAGAGUAUUCACGCUACGGCGCUGAACGUGGGCCGGACAUUCGGUCUGCUCGGCGUUGCUGGUGUGAUUGCUGGUGGCUUUGCCGUAUUUUUGUAAGCCUUCUGGCUUUUUGCAUGCUUGCUUACUCCUUUGCAUAGCGAUGAGGCUGUUGUUUUCUAGCGACUUGGGUUGAUGCGAUGGGUAAUAGCAGGCAUGGAGCUACGGUGGAGCAAAAGUCGUUCAGCAAGAAGCCAUCUACGGCCGCAUGAUCUUCGAACGCUGUGCCUCCUUACUGUAAGACCGUCAAUCGAAACAUAAUUGAGGUUCACUUUGUAUGCUGUGAGCCUGCAAUUACUGGAACAGACCCUGCUGUUAUGAUCGACCGCGCAUAUGCCGAAUCAUGUACAUCGUUACCACGACCUUGGCAGCAACAUCCGGAUCUUCAUGCAUUCAAG